Messenger RNA from Brassica rapa (field mustard), 7032 nucleotides. RefSeq names its product protein yae1. NCBI's taxonomy places the organism in Eukaryota, Viridiplantae, Streptophyta, Magnoliopsida, Brassicales, Brassicaceae. The record is from RefSeq and is a predicted model, not a curated record.
GUAGCGACCGAGCGAGACGGACGCUCGGUCGCUACGUAGCGACCGAGCUUUGGCUCGGACUUGGUUGCUAUGUAGCAACCGGAUAGCGUGCAUGUGCGGUAGUUUCGCAAUGACCGAGCUUGAGUUGUCCACUUUGAGCUUUCAAGGAUACUUCUUAGUAAAAACUUCGUAUUGGUUAUUUUUUACGAAAUUUUUUUUUUUCUUUUACUAUCUUUUCGGACAUACGAUUUUUGAGGGUUUUCGGGUGUUAAUUCCAUUAUGACUGUUUUUGACCCCAACAUUUACGACGAAUCAUUAUUCUUUGUUUUUACGACGAAAUCAUUUCCUCGCUACGUUACGACGAAUUAGCGAGGAAAUAUGCGUUACGACAAACAUAUAACGACGAAACGGGUUUUCUCGCUAAUUCCUCGUAAACCUUCUUUUUCGACGAAAUCACGGGGAAAACCGCCCUCGUAAAUCUUUUGUUUUCUUGUAGUGUCACUUCCACAAAGUAAAAUAUUUAAAAUUAUUACAAACGGAGUUAUCAUAACAUAGCAAUUAAAUUCAUGUUAGAUCAAAUUUUAAUUUAGCACAUUGUCCUGAGUCUGUGAUCAUAACCUUUCAUGAACAUUGCCAAAUAACCAAAUAUCUUAGCUCAUUGUUCAAUGUAGUUCAAAGGCCAGAAACGCAAACCUAAAAAGGUUUUGUGGUUUUUGCUCAACCUCCAAUUUUUCAUAUCUAAUUCUGAUAAGACGAAUGUUAUUUACUUUUAUGAUUCAACAUCUGUGGUCUUCUAAAUAUUAUUUACUUUUAAUUAUAGAUUGAUGCUUAAAGUUAUAUCAUAUAUAUGUAUGCAAUAAAUAAUUCAUAAACUAUAUGUAGUAUUCAGACGUUUGUAUCAGAUUCACUAUCAACUUAGUUUGAUGUUUACAUUUCUAUGAUUACUCAUGAAGAGAUGUUUAUAUUAUUCUAUAUUACGUGUUUUAUUAUAAAUUUUGCAUGGCACCCAUUAUAUCCCGUAGAAUAUGAUAUCACAAUUCAUGAAGAAUCAUAUUAUGUUUAUAUCAUAUAUUUGUAUUAAUACAACGUUAAUUAAUCUGAUAUAUCAAAUCUCGAGUAAUUUAAUUUUUCAAUUUGUCUCACCAGUGAUAUGGCAAUGGGCCAAUAUAGUAGUGAAACAUUGGCUUCAAAACAACAAAAAUGCAGGCCCACCCAUAAAAUCAAAAACCAUAUGUUUAAGCUAAAUUUAUUAUGCUAACUAAAGUUCCGUUCUAUCAAUCUGUAAUUGUAUAUUCUAGUAACAAAAUAUAAUAAUAGAUUAUGAAAAGUAUAAUGAAUUGCUGCUUUAGAAGACUGAAUCUAUAAGGGUUGGAAAUGAUAAAAUAUAUAUAGGUUAGCCUAUAAAUAAGAGGAUUUAACAUGAACUUGUCGAUGAAGUUCGUUUUUAGAUUAUGAAUGUCCUCAGAAUUUUCUAUAUCAGGUGAGAAAGCAUCAGAUAAUUAAUUUUUUUGAUAAAGACGUCUCUGAUUAUCGUUUUGAAGAAUAUAUUUUGUAUUCUAACCUUAAAAUAAUUAUGAAGAUGAAAGCUUAAAUGUAAAUUAUACUUAUUAUAACCUUUGUGAUUUAAAAAAAAUGAAUAUUUAAAUAUAUUCAACAUCAUAUUUUACCUACUAUAAUCAAAUUCUUUAUUUGAAUAAAAAGAUUUCCUUAAGUUACUAUUGAUGUAUUGCUAUAUUCAAUGUUAUAAUACCGGUUUGAACCAUGGACUAUUAUUCAUAUGAUUACACACGUUGAACCAAUACAUAACCUAAGGCAAUCACAUAAGAUUUGAAAUCAGCCCCAAGAGAUUUCACUAUAGUUUUCUCUUAUGCUUAAAGAAAAUGAUUUAAAAUUAAUAGAAAGGUUUUAAAUGAGUAUCAAAACUUUUCAUGAAGAAACCCACUAAUUUAAUAAAUGAUGUGACUAUAUCCAUCAUGAUUUGAAAGGCUGCACAAUGUGCAAAUAAAUUAUUUAAUUAAUGGGUUACAUUAUUUUUGCUUUAAAAUUUUACUUGAAAAACUGGUGAGUUUAGUUUGAUAGUCGUGCUUGCAUUUAUAGGAAUUGAUUAUUAGAUUUUAUUAUUAAUAUUAAACAAUAUAUGCUUCCUAAAUAUUUUCGAUAUACUUUAGGAAGUUCUGAAUAUAUUUCUGUAAUCAAAUAAUUUAAAUUUUUUGUAGAAAUGAUACACAUAAAUUAUAGGAACCAAUUUAAGAAACUAUAAUAUUCUAUUAUUUCUUAACAGUGUCACAAAAUUUUGGUGUCGUAAAUAUUCUUAAGCUAUCAUCAUUACAAACCUAGGGACUAAUAAACAACUACAUCAUCGGGUUUACUUGACUAAUAAAGGCUAUAUUGACAUACACAUUUCAAUCAAAUAAUAGAAGAGAAGUCAUAUAUGCUCACGGUAACGUAACCCAAGAUUGAAUAAAAGAUUUUUAUCUAAACUUUUAACAACGAUUAUCAGUGCUAGAAAUUUACCACCAUUAACGGAAUAGAGUGUCGUGAUUUCAGUUUGAAAUAGUUUAUCCACUAGAUUUUGUAGGCAAUGAACACCUCGCAUACUUGGGAUUUUAUGGUGAGUGGGUACAUCCAAGUAUAUUCGGUGUUAUGGUCAACAAGAACUAGGCAGUAUUUAUGGUUUUCAAUCGAGGUUAUAGGAGAGCUCCAGACAUCAGAGAAUAUGAUUUGAAAAGGACGAGAUGAGGUUAUAGAAGAUCGUGAGAAAUACAGUUUAUGACUCUUAUUAAUAGGACAGUGGGUGCAAGACAAAUGUUUCUGAGUAGAAGAUGACAAAGGUAAGUGAAACUGAGAAAUAAUAUAAAUUAAAAUAGAAUAAGAUGAAUGUCCUAAGUGGGCAUGCCAUUGCGUACUGCUGGUUUUUUGUGAGGGUGAAGGGAAAAGAGAAUGGAUGGUGGAUGGGGUCACUGACCACUUGAAGAGCUCGUUUUUAGCGUCCUUGGAGUAAUUGUACCCCCGUGCCGAGAUAUUUCACCUGAAAAUGAGCAGGGAAAAUUUCCACAGACAUUUGGUUAGAGUUACAUAAAUGAUAAAUGGUAACAUAUAUAUUAAGUUUUUAUUGAUUUUGGGAACACAGAGAAUAUUGGUUAUAUAUAAAGGUCGAAGUUUUGAAGGUAUUAAGGAAGAACCAGUGUGCGAGAUCGCGAGACUAGACCCAUCUCUUAUGAGUACUUCAUCGUUUCCAGAAUAUGGCUGAUGGAGAGACAUAUUUGCGAUAUCACUUGUGAUGUGGUUAGUUGCCUUGCUGUCCAAUAACCAGUUGUUGGCCGUGAACUGAAGUGCCAUAGCCACAUUUUCUCUUGGCUGCGAAGGUGUAAAUGGACAGCAUACAUCAUAAACGUUGCGGUUUUUCUGAGCUUGAGUACACCUGCGGGCACUAUGACCUUGAGUUCCACAUAGUUGCCAUCUCCCGAGGUAUGGACAAGGCUGAUAUGUAUCAUGUUGAUUGUUGUUUUGCUGCCAAUUGUUGUUCUUGUUGUUGUUGUUUCGGUUUGUAAACUUCAUGUUGUUGGGGUUGGAGCCGCGCUAGUUGUUGUUGGUGUUGGAACCUCGAUGUGUGGCUAUGUUUUCUGAGAUAGGAUGGAUCGUUUGUUGUAGAGAGCGGAUUAUAGUUUUGCUUCAUGGUUGAGCAGCCUCUCAUGAAUCUUUGUGAGAGAAUGAGUUGUCUUUAUUCUCAAUUUGAUCAGCCACAUUUUUGUAGUCUUCAGGAAUACCAUCAAUGACAAACUCCACUUGAUCUUCAGUAUUGUAAGGCUUACCAAAAAUCGUGAGUUGGUCAAACCUUGUGAUGAGUCCCUGCAUAUACACAUCAAAAGUCUUAUUUAUCUUUUUCCAGUCUUUAACAUGUUCUCUCAGUUGUUUGAUGUGACCACAUGUGGGUUAAGCAUACAUAGCCGCCAGUGUUUUCCAGAUUCGGUACGCAGUUGUGGCUGGUGAGAGCAGUGGUUGGAUGGUCGUUGAAAUGGAUCAAAGGAGAGCACUGAAUACAAGUUUUUCUUGUUUGUUUCAAUGUGAAUAUUCUUGAUUCACUGCAGGUACAAUAUCAGUUGCUGAAGGAACUUCGAGAGAGUCAUCUAUGUAGCCGGUGAGAUCAUAGGCAUCAAACAACACAUGGACUUGUCUGCUCCACAUCAAAUUGUGUGUGCUAGUGAGUUUCGUCACAUUAGUCAUGUUGACGCUCAAAAAUAUUUUGUUAAUGAUGAUGAUGAUGGUCUCUUUGGUUUAUAUAGGGGAUGAAGCUAUUUUGAGUGUUGUUUAGAGGAGGCAAAAAAAAAGAGUAUGAUUUUUAGGUAUGGUGGCUCUGAUAUCAUAUAGGUUUAAUGAUUUGAUUCAUUAGAAGUGUAAAGUACAACUUUAUAUACAGAUUUGUAUGACUAGGAUAUUGAGAAACUCUAAUUACAGUUAAACCUUUAAGCAUAUAUUUCCUUGUAUGUCUAUAUUAACCAAAAAAACACUUUUGGAUAGUUGAUUGUAUAAUAUAUAAAUCUGAAUAAGAAUAUAUUCGAAUAUGAACUAAGAAUAUUUUUGAAAAUUUUGAGGAAUACAAAAUCCUUAUCUUUCGAGGUUAAUUAAUAUUAUGGUUGGGUAUUUAAAACGGUUUAAAAAAAACUGUUUUUUUUUGCGGCAAACGGCUAUUCUAUUACUCAAACUUGAGGUGGUCUGAGAAGCCAGACCGGAAUAGAACAACCAAUAAAACAUAAAGAUCUAUGAAAAGAACGUGCAUUUCUAGCUAACGAAUCUACAAUUUCAUUCUGCGUCCAUGGAAGUACCUGAUCUUGAAGUCCGAAAAACACAAUCGAAGAGUUUGAAUAAUUUCUAGCUCAGUUGAGAAGUUGGGCCAAGCUUGUGGUUGUUCUAUCAUUGCAAUCAGAUCCUUGCAGUCCGUCCUAAACCUCUGACAGGUCGAGUGUUGUAUCAUACUCUCCAUUACCCAAUGUAGCGCUUCCAGUUCAGAGUGUAAAGUUGUCUCCCUACUCCUCAAGUUUCUUUGAAACAGGAUUGAUAAGACUGUUUACGGUCAUCUUUGGGUUUACUGUUGGGGCCCGGGCACGGGUCGGUCUAGCUGGCGUCGAAGAGAUCUAAGGAUCCUCCCACACAUUAAUUCCAUACCAUGAAUGCACUUUGCUUCUGAUGUCCAGAAGUAAUAGCUUCCUCGCGGCAAUAAUACUCGUCCAUACAUACGAUGGGGUAUCUGUUGUGCCAAUUCGCAUCGGCGAACUCAGACGGUAAUAUCUUUCCCGAAGAACUCUCGCCACUAGAGAAUCCGGAAAUUGAAUAAGACGCCAAAGCUGUUUAGCCAGAAGAGCUAGAUUAAAUUCAUGGAUCAUAUGAAAACCAAUUCCUCCCUCCUCUCUACACAUUUUUCCCCAUUUUGCCCAAUGAAUUCCUUUUUUCGGAGGAUUCGAACUCCACCAAAAUUGUGCAAUGGCACUUGCCAGAUUUUCACAUAUCUCCAAAAGAAGUAAAAAGCUAGACAUGACAUAGGUCGGAAGAGCUAACAAUAUUGAUUUAAUCAAAACCUCUUUUCCUCCCUUAUUAUGAUAACAUAACAAACAACAUCCCUAGAUCAAUGAUUUAUUCCCCUUUUUUUUAUAUAUAACAAAUUUUAGAUGAAAUUUAUUUAUUAUGUAUCCAUAUCAUUUUUUUAAGGCAACAUCUGUAUCGAAAUCUAUAUUUUUCAUUCUGAAUUGAAAAGUUUGGAUGUUGAGAUUGAUUUUUACCUAAUUGAAAAUGGUAGAGAAUUAAAUUAUAAGCCCACAGUUUUUAAAUCCAAAUUAAUUUAGCUGAAAACAAAACUACUGGGUUUGAGCCUCAUAGUCAUCAUAAGACAUAGGCAACUGGGUUGGGUGAAGGGUAGAAAAAAGUAAAGUGAAAAAGUCCUAAAAUCUCUAAACUAGUAGUGGCCGUCGAAGUCUCUCCGUUCUCUGACGUCUUUUGGGUCAAACUUCGCUGUAGAACGGAUGGAGCCGUCUGAAGGUUGUGAUAAAAAAUAAUAAUUACCUUUUUUAUGAUUUUGAAUAAAAGCUAUGUGUUUUGUUUGUUACGAUUACACAGAUGACAAGUCUAAUUUCGCCAAAGAGCUUUACGGAGAAGGUUUGCAGCUUUCGAAACCUGGUAAUGACGAUCACAAUCUUGAGGGUUUAGACGGAUCCUUCUUUGGAAGUUCAAAUGAUGAACCAAGUGAAGCUUACUCAAUGAACAAGGAGGCGGAGAAGAUAUGUGAGAAAUUUCACACGGUUGGAUACCGUGAUGGGAUUAGUGCUGGGCAAGAAGCUAAAGCGCAGGAAGGUUAUAACGUUGGAUACAUGGAAUCAGUCCUUGCUGGCUACAAGUUUGGUAUUGUUAGAGGUGUUUCCAGUGCGAUAGCUUUCCUCCCAGAUGAGCUCAGAGAAAAGCUGAUCGAUGAACAAGAAAAUAAAGACAAGUUUCAUAAAUUACACGAUUCUGUGCAUGCUCUCUCAACUGAAGCUGCAAUGAAAGUGUUUUAUGGCACUCUGACUACAAAGCAGGUGGAUGACAAGAGUGGAGAAGAAGGGUCUGACUCUAGUCUUGCUUCUGUUACUUCCACAACUGACUUGGCAAGCUAUGUAAGUGAGCUAAGCUCUCUUCUUGACAAAUCUCCUAAGAUUGAAGUUAGAUUGGACACAUAUACCAAGAGAAGCAUGGAGAAGAAGGCUUGACUUUUUGGUCCUGGUUCUGGUGCUGCAACCGACUUGGCGAGCUAUGUUAUGGAGCUAUGCUCUCUUCCUGACAAAUAGGAAGCUUGCAAUGCAAGAUGGUGAGAAUAUAACUUCAUUGGUAGUUUGGAUCGUCCCAAUAUUUAAUGAACAAGAGUAUACCAGUAAACAAUAAUAUUAUCCUUUUACGCAUAGCAUUCUUUCGGAAGAAAUACUUUUUGUUUUUCUGUCAUCAUCGGAAGAAACACUUUCCCGGAAGAAAUAUUGUAUUGCUAUUGUGAAAUCUUUACCAACAACUGAACAUGUCGUUUUGAAAAUCAAA